GAGAUCAAUCAUGGCGACGGGCGAAACCCAAACAGAGACAACAUGGGCAGAAUUGCUGGGGAGCAAACACUGGGAAGGCCUACUCGAUCCUCUAGACCUCAACCUGCGAAAACUAAUCCUCCGUUGCGGAGACUUUUGCCAGGCCACCUACGAUGCCUUCAAUAGUGACCAGAACUCCAAUUACUGCGGCAGCAGCCGCUACGGCAAGACUUCCUUCUUUCACAAAGUCUCCUUCCCCUCCGCUUCUGACUACGAAGUUGCAUCCUUCCUCUAUGCCACCUCUCGCAUCGACGUCCCCAAAUCCUUCCUCCUCCACUCCCUCUCUCGUGAGGCCUGGGAUCGUGAGUCCAAUUGGAUCGGUUACAUUGCCGUCACCACCGAUCAAGUGAGUCAGGCCACCGGUAGACGCGAAAUCUACGUCGCAUGGCGUGGAACCAUUCGUAAUCUUGAAUGGAUUGAUGUCUUGGAUGCUAAGCGCGCCUCCAUCAAACCCCUGUUAAACCCAAGCAAACAACAAAAACAACCACCACCAACACUGCAGCAGAAGCAACACUGGUACGGAACUCUGUUCGGCCACAACAACAACGGUAACAACGACGAUGGUGCUGGCAACAGCGGCAGCGACAGCGACGAUGACGACGAUGAAAAGAUACCUAAGGUGAUGAAGGGUUGGCUCACCAUCUACACCUCCGAUGACCCAAAAUCCCCCUUCACCAAAACCAGCGCCAGAACUCAAAUCCUCACCAAGAUUAAAGAACUCGUUACUCGCUACAAAGACGAGGAUCUCAGCAUAACCUUUGCAGGCCACAGCUUGGGUGCGAGCCUAUCCAUUCUCAGUGCCUUCGACCUCGUCGAGAACGGAUUGUCCACAAUCCCAAUCGCGGCCUUUGUGUUCGGUUGCCCUCAAGUGGGUAACAAGGCCUUCAAUGACAUGCUCAAUUCAUUCCCAAAUCUUAAAAUCUUGCACAUCAGGAACAAGAUUGAUGUAAUACCGCACUACCCGAGUAAGCUUCUGGGUUAUUACUAUUCUGGUAUUGAACUUGUGAUUGAUACUCGGAAAUCCCCUAGGUUGAAGGACUCCAAGUAUCCAGGAGACUGGCACAAUCUUCAGGCGAUGUUACAUGUGGUUGCAGGGUGGAAUGGAGAGGAGAGAGAGUUUGAGCUCAAGGUGAAGAGAACUCUUGCUUUGGUUAACAAGUCUUGUGAUUUCCUCAAGGAUGAGUGCUUGGUUCCUGGGUCAUGGUGGGUUGAGAAGAACAAAGGUAUGGUACUUGAUGAAGGAGGAGAAUGGGUUUUGGCCCAACCCGAUGAUGAGGACAUGCCCGUCCCUGAAUAUUGAAGGAACU
This is a messenger RNA of Telopea speciosissima, 1346 nucleotides long. RefSeq names its product phospholipase A1-IIdelta. Gene Ontology annotation, molecular function: glycerophospholipid phospholipase A1 activity. Lineage: Eukaryota; Viridiplantae; Streptophyta; Magnoliopsida; Proteales; Proteaceae. The record is from RefSeq and is a predicted model, not a curated record. The transcript has a single exon. Gene Ontology annotation, biological process: lipid metabolic process. The coding region runs from base 11 to 1339 and encodes 442 amino acids.